Aspergillus affinis is the source of this 1722-nucleotide messenger RNA. RefSeq names its product alpha-keto acid decarboxylase family protein. The record is from RefSeq and is a predicted model, not a curated record. The coding region runs from base 1 to 1722 and encodes 573 amino acids. Lineage: Eukaryota; Fungi; Ascomycota; Eurotiomycetes; Eurotiales; Aspergillaceae. Gene Ontology annotation, molecular function: magnesium ion binding; carboxy-lyase activity; thiamine pyrophosphate binding. The transcript has a single exon.
AUGACGCAAAGCAAGCUCCCAACCAAAACUAUUACCGUCGCAAACUAUCUCCUCACGCGUCUCCGCCAGCUAGGCGUCCAAUCGAUCUUUGGUGUGCCGGGCGACUACAACCUCCGACUCCUGGACUUCGUGACCCCCUCAGGUCUGCACUGGGUGGGGACAUGCAAUGAGCUGAACGCCGCCUACGCCGCGGACGGGUACGCGCGCAUCAACGGCCAAUCGGCGCUGAUCACGACCUUCGGCGUGGGCGAGCUGUCCGCCAUCAAUGGCAUCGCGGGCGCAUAUGCCGAGAAGGCGGCGGUGAUUCAUAUCGUCGGGACGCCGGCGCGCGCGCUGCAGGACUCGCGCACCCUGAUGCAUCAUACAUUUGCGGACGGUGAAUAUCGGCGGUUCGGGAAGAUGGCGGAACAUGUGACGGUGGCGCAGACAAAUUUGGUGGAUGAGAGGACGGUGCCGGAGCAGGUGGAUUGGGCGUUGAAGCAGGCGAUUUUGCACAGUCGGCCGGUCUAUGUGGAGGUGCCGGACGAUAUGGUGGAUGUGUUGGUAUCGGCGGAGAGGCUGGAGUUUGAAUUGGAGGUGCCGGGGUUGUUGGAAGUGGAUGGUGAGGACGAUGGGCUGCUGAAGGAGGUCCAGGAGCGCAUUUACCAGGCAACACAGCCGCUGAUCCUGGUCGACGGUGAGUGUCGACCUCUGGGGAUUCUCAGCGAGGUGGAUGAACUCGUUAAAAAGACCGGGUGGCCGACAUGGACCACGGUCUUCGGGAAAAGCCUGGUGAACGAAGAAUUGCCGAAUGUCUAUGGCCAUUACUCGGGGCCACUCGCAAGCGAAGAAUGGAAGACGUAUUUCGAGACGGCCGAUCUGAUCAUCAACCUAGGUCCGCAUUACAGCGACACCAACACGCAGGGCUUCGCGACCAUCCCGCGGGAAUCGGUUUCCAUUUCGUUUCUACCGGACCGGAUCCUCGUUGGCAAGGAGACAUUCCGUGAACUGCCACGUUCGUUUCUGCCCCGACUGCUGCAGAACCUGGACGGCGCUCGGCUUGCCGGAGUCACCGGCCCCCCUAAGCUCCGCCAUACCGACCUAGCAACCAUGAACCUUGAUAGACCGAUCACGCAGAAGACUUUCUAUGAUUUCGUCAACCCACUCUUCCGCCCAGACGAUCUCAUCCUCACCGAGACAGGGACUGCAUCGCACGGAGGACGGGAGUUCCAGCUCCCUCGAGACACACGUCUUUUCGGCGCAGUAACCUGGCUCUCGAUCGGAUACAUGCUCCCUGCGACACUAGGUGCCGCGAUUGCGAAGCGAGAAUUGAAAAAGGAUGAUAACGCCCGUGCCAUUCUCUUCAUUGGCGAUGGAAGCCUGCAGAUGAGCGUGCAGGAAAUCAGCACGAUACUCAGCGAGAAGCUCAACGUCAUUCUCUUCAUCAUCAAUAAUGCGGGAUAUACCAUCGAGCGGGCGAUCCACGGAAGAAAACAGGCGUAUAACGACAUUGCGGCGUGGCGGCAUGACCACGCACUGGGCUUCUUUGGGGCGGACCAGAGUCAGCUAGGGAACAACUUCAGUGCCAGAACAUAUCAGGAGCUACAAACCGUGCUUUCCGAUGAUCGAAUUCAGUCUGGAACUGGAUUGAGGGUCAUUGAAGUGUUCAUGGACAGGGAAGACGUGACGGGCCUUUUGGAGCGCCUGAUAAACCGUCAAAUCGCGAAGGAACAGAAACAAUAA